Messenger RNA from Suillus plorans, 480 nucleotides. RefSeq lists its product as uncharacterized. NCBI's taxonomy places the organism in Eukaryota, Fungi, Basidiomycota, Agaricomycetes, Boletales, Suillaceae. The annotation marks the transcript as partial. The transcript is spliced from 3 exons. The record is from RefSeq and is a predicted model, not a curated record.
GACAUGUUCUGCGAUCUCAAACAGGUGAUCCAGGUAUGUUUACUUUUAGACCAGGAAGAAGCAGCCAAGGACGGAGAUGAAAUGGAAGAAGAGCAAAUUAGGGCUGCCUGGAAGAAGAUUCUGGCUGACUGUGAUGAAAUCACUCAUGCGCGGUACAAGUGGACGUUUGAAUAUGUCAUGGAACACACCCCUUAUCUUGGGACUCUGAUUGGCUGGAGGAAAAAACGCGAGGAGCUCACGCAACUCAUUGGCGAGGUGCAUGCAAAACAUGAUAACAUGAUAAAUCACACGCGCUCUGAGGAUGCAAGUUGCCUCAAGUCACGCAUGGGCUCAUACGCAGCCCCAAACCCCGACAAAGACGUUGUCCACCCUCCAAUCAAUGACAACAGCAAGAGUCGUGCCAAAAUGGGAUUCAACCAUGUCCAGCUGGGCAAAAUGCUUUGUCCAGCUAAAUAUCGGGCCGACUACAUCAAGGAUCCA